AUGGGAGAGUAUGACGCAGAUGGGAUAUACUAUCAAGAAGCUGUUCAGCAAAUCCAGAGAUUUCAUGUUGAUAUCUCAGAUCCUGCAAGGAAAUUAAAAUGGCAAAAAUUUCAGCAACAGAUAGCUGAGGAGUAUGAACAAAUGAAGACCAUAGUCAGUACACUUCUAUUGUUGAAGUUUGAGAUUCAAAAUGACAGGCCACUAGGUCCAGAAAUUUACAAACUCUCAUUUGAGAAGCCUACAAAGGAUCCUGAUAAUGGCCCUUCUGGGGACCCUGAUGUCUGGCCACCUCCAGUACCACUUAUACGCAAACCAGUACCCAAGAUCAACACUCUGCAAAGUACAGAGGCACGUAAGGAUGAUGUACCUCAGAGAAGAGCCAGCAAGAACUACGAGAAAUGCAGAUUAGUGAAGAAAGAGUACAGGAAGGGAGGAAGUGAGGAAAAAGAGGAGAAGAGGUUCGAAGUGUCAGGGCGUGACCGUGGUCUGAUAGAAAUGUUGGAGAGGGAUAUGGUCGAGAAGAAACCUAACAUCCAUUGGGAUGAUAUAGCAGACUUACAGGAUGCCAAGAAGUCACUUAUGGAGGCUGUUGUCCUUCCAGUGUGGUUGCCAGAUUACUUCAAGGGCAUUCGAUGGCCGUGGAAAGGAGUGAUGAUGGUUGGUCCGCCAGGAACAGGGAAGACCAUGUUAGCCAAGGCUGUGGCCACAGAAUGUUGCACAAGAUUUUUCAAUAUUUCUUCUUCCACGCUCACUUCCAAGUACCGGGGUGAGUCAGGGCAACUAGUCAGACUGCUUUUCGAGAUGGCCCGUUUCUAUGCCCCCAGUACGAUAUUUAUAGAUGAGAUUGACUCUCUCUGCUCCAAAAAGGGAUCAACGUUCGAACAUGAAGCAUCAAAAAGAAUGCAGUCGGAGCUUCUAACUCAGAUGGAUGGAGUUCCUUCCAACAGUGAUGAUCAUGGUAAGAUAGUCAUGGUUUUAGCAGCAACAAGUAUUCCGUGGAACAUUGAUACAGCAUUUCGGAGAAGAUUUGAGAAACGGAUAUAUAUUCCUCUUCCAAAUAUGGGCGCAAGGGAGGCGCUGUUAAGGCAUAAGAAUAAAUUGGAAAGGGCAAAAGCAUCAAGAAUACUCACACAGGUUAUAACCACAUCAGGUGCUGACAUAGAAUUGGGUCCAAGAGCACUCAAAGUAUUUAAACAUGAAGUUAUUUCAGCUGCAGCCUCUUUUCUGGAAGAUGGAAAUAUAGAUGCAAG
Molecule: messenger RNA, 1250 nt
Organism: Cryptotermes secundus
Lineage: Eukaryota; Metazoa; Arthropoda; Insecta; Blattodea; Kalotermitidae
Product: katanin p60 ATPase-containing subunit A-like 1
Exons: 2
Biological process (GO): microtubule severing
Cellular component (GO): microtubule cytoskeleton
Molecular function (GO): ATP binding; ATP hydrolysis activity
Source: RefSeq, a predicted model, not a curated record